GGGCCGGCCCCGCCAUCGCCCGGCAACGGCGGCGGGUCCGGCGGAGUCCCGGAGGCCGGGAUAGGAACUGGGAUAGCAAAGCCGGGCCGGGCCCCAAGAGUGCUAACUUCUCCAGAGAACAUCUCAUGGAUUUUGUGAGUACGAAAGGGGCAAGUGAAUUCUAAUUUAGAAGCCAGGAUGGAGGUCUUAAUGCCUGAACCUCAGAUUUAUGUGGAGAGAACUCUGGCUAUCAUCAAACCAGAUGUCAUUGAUAAAGAAGAAGAAAUAGAGGAUGUCAUUCUCCGAUCAGGAUUCCACAUCCUUCAGAAACGGAAGCUCCAGUUAAGCCCAGAGCAAUGUAGCAACUUCUAUGCAGAACAAUUUGGAAAAAUGUUUUUUCCUAAUUUAACAGCCUAUAUGAGUUCUGGUCCUAUAGUUGCUAUGGUUCUUGCUAGAAAUUGUGCAGUCUCAUACUGGAAGGAAAUGCUUGGACCAUCCAACAGCCUAAGAGCCAGGAUAACUCACCCUCACAGCUUAAGAGCACUCUAUGGCACUGAUGAGCUGAGGAAUGGGCUCCACGGCAGUCUCAGCAUCUCCUCAGCAGAGAAGGAAAUUCGGUUCAUAUUUCCAGAAGCAAUCUUGGAGCCACUUCCCACUGGACAGAGGGCUCGGGAUUACCUGAACCUGUACGUGAAGCCCACGCUGCUGGCAGGGCUCACUGCCCUGUGCAAAGAGAAGCCAGCAGACCCCAUGAUUUGGCUUGCUGACUGGCUAAUUGAACACAAUCCUAACAAACCUAAGCUACAAUAUCGCAUCUCUCAGUAAGAGCAUCAGCAGUGAGAGCUUGGUGGAAACCAUCUCACACAUUCCAAGUUACAGAUGUGUAUUGUCAUUUUUGGUGUGUUCUUUGACUGUAUAACCAACACUGUCUAAAGUAAAUGCAUUUGUCAUAACUGCUUAUGUCCUCAUGGGAUAAAUAACCCUACACUUAGCCAGGAUGUAGUGGUUCUAAUACCUUCUCUACUGACAAAGGGAAUGUAGAAUUACACAAUAAAUUUAUGGCAUUGGGUGAUUAGAAAAAGACAAUGUUCUCAGUGGGUGUGACUUACUGCUGUUGUCCACGUUUUUAUUAGUUUGGCUGUGUGGGAGAAUAAAAUAAUUUACAGCAGUGUGGAUUCCCAAAUGAAAUCCACCUGGUCUGUGCUUUUUGAAGCCAAGGGUUGUGUUUCAGCAAUUUUUUAGCAUAAAUUCAGUUAUGAAGGGAGCUACUUGGAUAUAAUGUAGAAUACAAUUACUGGUACUUGGAUAUAAUGUAGAAUACAAUUUUACAAAAACUUUGGAAUUUUAAUUGCUGAUUACAUCACCCAGCUAAGGUUGUCCUUGAAGAUGAUUCACUUAAGUCUGAUGUAUUUUGUCAGAAUGUAAUCUGAAGGAUUUAUUUGAAGGUACAUUCAAUGCACCUUUCCCAUCUCCUUGGCAAAGGGCUCAGGGACUAUAAAUAACAGGAAGAUGUAUUUUAGUCAUGGACUAAGGUUGUCUUCCAACAUUUUUUUGCAAUAAAGGUGCUUAAUUGGAACAGCUCACCUUAAGAGUGUUUUCUGUGUUCUCCUGCUCCUAAACUUACACAAUUUUCUGUUUUCCUCAAACUUUCAUGUGUUCUGUUGAAGAAUUUCACAAGAGUGCUCUUCCACAGGCAAUGGGUUAAUCCCAUGCUAUUUCCUUUAUGAAGUAACUAAACUGUUUUU
Molecule: messenger RNA, 1724 nt
Organism: Camarhynchus parvulus
Lineage: Eukaryota; Metazoa; Chordata; Aves; Passeriformes; Thraupidae
Gene: NME5
Product: NME/NM23 family member 5
Exons: 7
Coding region: 178-804 (208 amino acids)
Biological process (GO): CTP biosynthetic process; negative regulation of oxidative stress-induced intrinsic apoptotic signaling pathway; spermatid differentiation
Molecular function (GO): nucleoside diphosphate kinase activity
Source: RefSeq, a predicted model, not a curated record